AUGCGUCACGCGACGCGAAACUGCGGGGCCCUUGUGUCGACGGCAAGACACCAGACGCGCCGUGUUGGAGUACACUCGUUAGUUGGCAGAUCGGGGACAAUGACUUUCGGAGGGUGUCGCCAAUUACACCUGCUCUCAAAUGGUGCAUUCGAGCAGAAUACCCCCCUUGGGUGGCGGUUAUCGACCUCAACGACAUUAUUCAGACCCAAUGUUGGAGCUCUUGGGCAGCUUGGACAGACUCAAACUCGCUUCUUCAAAAAAGCGAACUACAUCGAGAGAAUUGGCGAUAAUGAAAGGACCGAAGACGUCCUUGAGGCACUCGAGGUCAGGGAUGAUGAGCCGGACACAAGACCUUCACCGAAAGUACUAGGCGCCAAUGGAGAGAAGCCAUCUACUGAGCACCAGGAUGCCAAAUGGUCCGAAGACAUGACCAAGGGGAAAAUGCUAACGACCCCAUCCCGACUUUUCAAAAUGAUCAUCCCUUUAACCACCGUCAGUACACGCGGCGACAAAGGAAUUGAACCAAUCGCCAUACUCAUCCAUCCGCAUCAACCACUCUCUUACCUCGAGCGCCUCAUUCAAUCCGAAAUCCCCCCAAUCGAAGGUGAAAGAGAAAAACUCCGCCCACCGGCCAUCUCAUUCAUCGCCUUACAACACGAAGAUAACGCAAUCAAGCCUCGCAAGCGCAUUGAAGAUGAUCUGAGCGAUACAAAAGGCGAGAAUUCAGACGGAAACAACAAGAAGCCCAUCAAACGCCGCCGGUCCCGUGAUGAAGAUGCAGAGACCUACAGCUACCCCCGCAAGACUGACUCCAGCCUCGACUCUCUAAACGGGCAACCCGAGCGAUUCGUCAGAUGGUCUCAGGCUACCGAAGUGGGUGAUUUCAUCCGCGACGCUUCCCGCGCACGAGAGUUCAUCGUUACAAUCGAGGGCGCGCCUGAGGGACUAGGUCAGAUCCGGGUAACUGUACCCUCAUUCCACGAACGGACGUAUUUCCUGCGUCUCCGACUGCGGAAACUAUCUCGCCGAAUCCAAGGGAUCGCAGAUAUAAAGCAUACGUGUGACGAGCUCGCGCACCGCGGGGCGCAGCGCGUCGCGAUGGGUGGAUUCGGUAUUCUCGCUGUUUGGUGGUAUAGUGUAUACAAGUUGACCUUUGAGACGGAUCUGGGGUGGGAUACCAUGGAGCCCGUUACAUACUUGGUCAGUUUGUCCACGCUGAUGGGAGGCUAUUUGUGGUUUUUGUACCACAAUCGGGAGAUCUCCUAUAAGUCUGCAUUGGACUUUACUGUCAGUGCGAGGCAGAAGAAGCUGUAUCAGUUGCAUAAUGUGGACUUGCAGCUUUGGGAAAAUUUGAUUGACGAGGGCAAGUCUCUUAGGAGGGAGAUUAAGAGUAUUGCGGCGGAGUAUGAUGCUGAGUGGAAUGAGAGGGCGGAUGAGCAGGAUGAGAGAGUCACGGAGGCGUUGAGAUCCAGGAAGGAGGAGAAGGAGGACAAGAAGAAGGACAAGAAGGAUAAGGAUGAUGAAGAUGAAGAUGAUUGA
This is a messenger RNA of Penicillium atrosanguineum, 1539 nucleotides long. RefSeq lists its product as uncharacterized. Bases 1 to 1539 code for a protein of 512 amino acids. Gene Ontology annotation, cellular component: uniplex complex; mitochondrial inner membrane. Lineage: Eukaryota; Fungi; Ascomycota; Eurotiomycetes; Eurotiales; Aspergillaceae. Gene Ontology annotation, biological process: calcium import into the mitochondrion; mitochondrial calcium ion homeostasis. Gene Ontology annotation, molecular function: calcium channel activity; uniporter activity. The transcript has 3 exons. The record is from RefSeq and is a predicted model, not a curated record.